This is a messenger RNA of Acytostelium subglobosum LB1, 1425 nucleotides long. RefSeq lists its product as hypothetical. The coding region runs from base 1 to 1425 and encodes 474 amino acids. NCBI's taxonomy places the organism in Eukaryota, Evosea, Eumycetozoa, Acytosteliales, Acytosteliaceae. The record is from RefSeq and is a predicted model, not a curated record. The transcript has 5 exons.
AUGAACAACAACAAUAAUAUUUAUAAGCCACUUGUUGGUGAAGAGGCUGAUCCCUUUGCCAACAACGGUUCAUCCAAAUACUCAGCAGGUGGAAGUGUUAGAUAUAGACAAGUCGACAAUGAUGACUCUGAUAACUCUAGAGGCGACUCAAAGACUGAGAAUGAUGCAUUGAUCACACCUGGUAAACCUGAUGAUGAUGUUCAACUUAAAGCACAAUUGGAUAAGGCCAACUUCAGACAAAGGAUGCUAGGCUUUGGUAUAGUCAUCUCAAUCACAAUCCUAUUAUCAGCCAUCAGUGAACUCAAUCAAUAUAUUCUCUCAACAAGUUACAACAAACCUUACUUCCUAGUAUUCUAUAAUACAUUAUAUCUUGCAUUUGCACUGCCUAUUGAGGCUGUGUUGUUGAGUCGUGAUAGGUCUAAAGAGAGGAAGGUACCACUUUUGAACAACACUCAAGGUACCUCAAUCAAUGAUGAGCAGCAACAUACUUCAUCAACAGCAAUGACAACUACAAGUGAUAACUCUCUUUUGGAAAGAUACAAAAUGGAGUAUGUAAAGGCCAAGCUCCCAUUCAGAAAGAUGCUUAUAAUAUCAUUCUGUAUGAGUGUACUCUUUGUUGGAUUGAAUUGGAUAUGGUCAAUUGGAUUGCCACUCACUGAGGUUAGCACAUCAACUGCUCUAUACCAGUCGGCAACAAUCUGGGUCUUUGUGUUCUCGAUAUUCAUACUUAAGGACAAGCCAACACCUCUCAAGAUUGUAUCCAUAGUCCUAUUCAUUGGAGGUGUAGUUGGUAUUACACUUGCGGAUAGAAGUUCAUCAAACUCUACAUUCCCCAAAGCAGUACUUGGAGAUAUUCUGAUGAUUGUGUCGGCAGUACUUUGGGCUCUAUAUGAGGUUUUGACGACAAAGUUUGUCGGCGAGGUAUCAAGGACAUUGGUAAACAGCUAUGUUGGAUUCAUUGCAUUGUGGAAUGUGGUCUUUGGUGUACCAAUGUUGAUAAUCAUCAGUGUCUCUGGAUUGGAACCAUGGGAAACACCAAGUUGGACAACAUUUGGAAUGUUGACUGCAAGUGCAUCAGUGUCAUUCAUGCUCAACUACUUGAUCAACUGGGGUCUGUCGGUAACAUCACCCCUGUUUGUGAGAUCUGGCGAGCUGAUGACCAUCCCAACCACACUCAUAUUCGACAUCAUCAUCAAGCAUGUUCCAUUCCCACCAAUUGCCAUUCCAGGCUUCCUCUGCAUCAUUGGUGGCUUCAUCGUCAUGCUAUACGUUGAGAACAAACACAUGAAGGAGAAGGCUGCCGCCAAGACUCUUGAGCAACUUCAGAAGCACAAGGGAGGGGAGGUGGACGUGUCCUCGGCCGAACAAGUGGCUGACCAACAACAUCAUUCCUCUGAUGAAUAUUCGAAUAAACUUGAGGCCUAG